AUGCGAGUGGCGAAACUGCUGGAGGCGUCGCCCCUGGUGGAGCAGGUCUUCUACCCCGGCCUGCCCUCCCACCCGGACCAUGAGCUCGCCAAGCGCGUCUUCAGCUCGGGCGCGGAGUUUGCCGCUGCUCCGCCCAAUGGAGCUGAACUCGGGUAG
Emiliania huxleyi CCMP1516 is the source of this 156-nucleotide messenger RNA. RefSeq lists its product as hypothetical. NCBI's taxonomy places the organism in Eukaryota, Haptophyta, Isochrysidales, Noelaerhabdaceae. The coding region runs from base 1 to 156 and encodes 51 amino acids. Gene Ontology annotation, molecular function: pyridoxal phosphate binding. The transcript is spliced from 2 exons. Gene Ontology annotation, biological process: transsulfuration. The record is from RefSeq and is a predicted model, not a curated record.